ACCGUAGAAAAGGAGGGUACGGGUUAUAUCUUUCGCGCAAUAGAAUGACUCGUCUUCCUUCGCGCGAAUCCACCGAUGGAUCGCGCGACCGUCGCUUUGAGAUGCGUGCAGUCUGACGAAUGUGAGACAUAGGAGUGCUUUGAGAGCUGUGUGGGCCGCGAUCCAACGGACGACGUCGCCAAAGAUACGACCCGAACCAAGAAAGGGAAACCCCACCGUUUUCUUCACCAUCAAGAGAGGGAGAAAAGAGAGGAUAUCUAGAGAAACAAAAGCAAAACCGCGGUGAGAGAUAUCGAGGACAAGAUCACAGCGCAUGAGCAAGAGAUCUCGAAUCUUGCUAUUUCCUCCACCUGUUUAACCCCAAGAACUACUCGUUCCUCGGAAUAAAUUUAUCCUUCCCCUCCAUCUCCUCUUCUCCUCCUUAAAUCUCGCCUUCCGGCCUCGCAGGGGAAAAAGAUACGAUCCCUUCUAGGGUUAGGGUUUCCGCAUGAUCUAUCCUGUUUUUUGAUCUUUAUCCUGAUCGAUUCCGCCAAUCGGACGGAUCUGGUGUCGUUCCGUUCAGAUUCUUGCCGGUUUCUUGGGCGGAUUUGGUCUCAGAUGAUGGAAUCGUCCGGCGGGAACUCGGAUUCCUAUAGGAGCCAGAGCGCCGGCAGUGGCGGUGGCAGCGGAGGUUCUUCGAGGCGGUACGGGGUUCACUUCUCGACCUCUAACUUCAUCCAGGCGCCGCUGUCCGCGCUUUUGGAGUACUCUGGGAUCUUGCGUCCGAGAUUGAGUCACCAGGAGAACGAGAGCUUGAUAAGUGGAGCUGCAGGUAGUGGCUUGCGAGACCAUGUCUCCGGCCGGCUUGAUGAUUCUGCCGUCGCUGGGGCUGGCGGCGAUGGGGAGGUGACGAUAAGGAUCAUCGGCGUUGGGGAUCAGGAGAAUUUGAGAGUGGGUUCCGGCCAGCCGCAAGCACUGGAUGUUCGUUCGGGGAGAGAGGGGAGUUCCAGUGGUAAUGGUCUUGCUGCUGAGACGAUUCCGGCUAUAUCUGAGAGGCAGGGAGGUGAUGGAGGGAACGAUGGUGGGGUUGGAGAGGUCGCUUCUUCAUCGUCCUCUUCUCUUCCAUCAUCGAUUUCUGCAGUUGGUCCCCAGAGCACGGAGGGUGAGGCGAAUGCUACGGGAGGCAACAAUAGGGAUUCUUCCUACCAGAGAUACGAUAUACAGCAGGUUGCGAAGUGGAUCGAGCAGAUCCUGCCAUUCUCGUUGCUUCUGUUGGUGGUGUUCAUCAGACAGCAUUUGCAAGGUUUCUUUGUCACGAUUUGGAUUGCUGCUGUGAUGUUCAAGUCUAAUGAUAUUUUACGGAAACAGACUGCUCUAAAGGGGGAGAGAAAAAUCUCUGUGCUUAUUGGGAUUACAUUAGUUUUCAUGAUUCAUGUGUUUGCAGUCUAUUGGUGGUACAGGAAUGAUGACCUUCUGUACCCACUGGUCAUGCUUCCUCCAAAGGAAAUACCACCUUUUUGGCAUGCAGUCUUCAUCAUUAUGGUGAAUGAUACUAUGGUGCGGCAGGCGGCUAUGGUUGUCAAGUGUGUGCUGCUGAUGUACUACAAAAAUGGCAGGGGCCGUAACUACCGUAAGCAGGGUCAAAUGCUAACUCUUGUGGAAUAUCUUUUACUUCUGUACCGUGCGUUGUUGCCAACUCCUGUUUGGUACCGAUUCUUCCUUAACAAAGAAUAUGGUAGCCUCUUUUCAUCUCUCACUACAGGGCUCUACCUUACAUUCAAGUUGACAUCAGUUGUUGAGAAGGUUCAAUCAUUUUUUGCAGCACUGAAGGCACUAUCACGUAAAGAAGUGCAUUAUGGGUCUUAUGCAACAACAGAACAGGUUAUUGCAGCUGGUGAUCUGUGCGCUAUCUGCCAGGAGAAGAUGCAUGCUCCCAUUCUGCUGCGCUGUAAACACAUAUUCUGUGAAGACUGUGUUUCUGAAUGGUUUGAGAGAGAACGCACAUGCCCACUGUGCAGGGCGUUGGUUAAACCUGCAGACCUUCGCUCGUUUGGUGAUGGUUCCACAAGCCUGUUUUUCCAAUUAUUCUAGGUUGCACUGGCAGCAAACCAGCAGACCUUCGCUCGUUUGGUGAUGGUUCCGCGAGCCUGUUUUUCCAGUUAUUCUAGGUUACACUGGCAGCAAACUCCACUGAUCACCAAAAUGUCAAACUCUGGUCUGAAAUGAGCAGGAUGACCACAUUCCCUGCUUUGCCAUGCGGCCGAACCAGUGUUUUUGCUGGAAGCGUUACCUAUGAAUGCCACAAAAUUUGUUUCGACAGCUGUUGUGUCCAUAUUCCUGUACCCAAUCUAUAUAGGCCCUUUUUGGGAAAAUUUUAACAGAAGGAGAAGUCCAAUGUCAUGUAUAUGAAUAAACAUGUAAUUUUUAUCAUGGUAUUGUUGAGUGAAAAGUUCUUAAUAUCUAACCCCCUUUGAAAUUA
Elaeis guineensis (African oil palm) is the source of this 2458-nucleotide messenger RNA. RefSeq lists its product as uncharacterized. The record is from RefSeq and is a predicted model, not a curated record. Gene Ontology annotation, biological process: positive regulation of ERAD pathway. Lineage: Eukaryota; Viridiplantae; Streptophyta; Magnoliopsida; Arecales; Arecaceae. Gene Ontology annotation, molecular function: ubiquitin protein ligase activity.